This is a messenger RNA of Puntigrus tetrazona (Sumatra barb), 4557 nucleotides long. It is a transcript of the gene pdk3a, whose product is annotated as pyruvate dehydrogenase kinase, isozyme 3a. NCBI's taxonomy places the organism in Eukaryota, Metazoa, Chordata, Actinopteri, Cypriniformes, Cyprinidae. Gene Ontology annotation, cellular component: mitochondrion. Gene Ontology annotation, molecular function: pyruvate dehydrogenase (acetyl-transferring) kinase activity. The transcript has 11 exons. Gene Ontology annotation, biological process: regulation of glucose metabolic process; protein phosphorylation. Bases 260 to 1474 code for a protein of 404 amino acids. The record is from RefSeq and is a predicted model, not a curated record.
AUGGUCGGUUGUGCGUUCGCUCUUGUGUACGUGCUGUUUAGCGCAACAGUGGCCGUGCGGGAAAACACAAGCUACACACCGUAUAAUUCAGUGUUAUGUUGUAAAAUAUAUAUGAAAAUAAUAUGAAAAUGAGGUGAAUUUUCGGAUACGGAAGAUGCGGUGAGCUCUACUCGGUGGACGAUCCCUGCCAUGAUCCCAAUAUAAGGAUUUAUUUUUUCAUAACCAGCCUGGCCUCAGUCGUUUUACAUUUUCCCCCACAAUGAGACUGUACACAUUUCUUCUGAAGGACCAUUUGCCAAAGAUAGAGUAUUAUUCAAGGUUUUCACCAUCGCCCCUGUCAAUAAAACAGUUUCUGGAAUUCGGUAGGGAUAAUGCGUGUGAGAAGACGUCUUACAUGUUCCUGCGCAAGGAGCUGCCGGUGCGUCUGGCUAACACUAUGAGAGAGGUCAAUCUGCUGCCCGACAAGCUCCUCAGUCAACCUUCAGUCAAACUGGUGCAGAAAUGGUACAUGCAAAGUUUUUUUGAACUUCUAGAGUUUGAGAAUAGGAAACCAGAAGACCCACAUGCCCUGAAUGACUUUCUGGAGACUCUUAUUGAGAUCAGGAAUAGACACAAUGAUGUGGUCCCGACUAUGGCCCAGGGCGUAAUUGAAUAUAAAGAGAAGUUUGGUUUCGAUCCGUUUGUCAGCUCCAACAUCCAGUACUUUUUGGACCGCUUCUACACCAACCGAAUCUCUUUUCGCAUGCUCAUCAACCAGCACACUCUCCUUUUUGGCAAUGACAUCAACCCAGCCCAUCCAAAACACAUUGGCAGUAUUGAUCCCAGCUGUAAUGUUGCUGAGGUGGUGACUGAUGCAUACGAGACCGCCAAGAUGGUGUGUGAGCAGUAUUAUUCAGCUGCCCCUGAACUCAAGAUAGAGGAAUUCAAUGCAAAGGCUCCUCAGAAACCCAUCCAGGCUGUGUACGUGCCCUCACACUUGUUCCACAUGCUGUUUGAAUUGUUUAAGAACGCCAUGCGGGCUACAAAUGAUCUCCACGAGGGUAGCAAGGAGGGUCUUCCUCUUAUAAAAGCAAAAGUGACCCUGGGGAAGGAAGAUCUCUCUGUGAAGAUCAGUGACAGGGGAGGGGGUGUGGCUUUACGGAAGAUUGACAGGCUGUUCAACUACACCUACUCCACUGCUCCAACACCCAGUCUGGACUCGAAACGAGUGCCAUUGGCUGGAUUUGGACAUGGUUUGCCGAUAUCCAGACUGUAUGCCCGCUACUUUCAAGGUGACCUGAAACUGUACUCGAUGGAGGGCGUAGGGACAGAUGCAGUCAUCUACCUGAAGGCUCUCUCCAGUGAAUCGUUUGAGCGGCUGCCCGUCUUCAACAAAUCUGCUUGGCGACACUAUCAAGGAGGCCCGGGAGCGGAUGACUGGAGCAACCCGAGCAAAGAGCCCCGAGAUGCCUCAAAAUACAAGGCCAAAAGAUAAUUGCACUCACCCCAUCCGUGUCCCACUGCACCCAUUAUAGACCUACCAUCUUUAGUCUAGCUUCAGUUACUAUGGCAACAUCACAUCGAUGCUGAGUGUUCUAUACUUGUUAGCAUUUCCAGCGCAGAAGAGCUAAUGAUGUAAGUGUCAUUAAGCCUCUGCUUCUUCCUCCUUUGUGCAGCUACAGAUGUAAGAUACAGAACCUCCUUUUAGUGUCUUCCAGGGCGGUUAGAGGAAAGAGUGAACGUUUGUGGCCGAUGUGUCCGAAACUUUGGUUCUUUUUUUCAAUUGUGUCACACAGUAGCCUCCCUGUUUCAUUUUCUAAUAGCCAGAGAAGGACGCCUGGAGUUUGAGAAGAUCAAAACAAAGAGCAUUUCUUUUACUGCCAUUCACAAGCACUUGAGAGAGGGUUUGUACACUGUUUCUGUGGCUACAACUCCUGUUUUCUUGGCAGUGGAAUAAUGGAAAAAUCAUUUAAAAAGGCUCUGAAGAAAUGAAAACAAUUUUGUUAAACUCAGAAGUCAAGGUUAUUUUUCACCCUAAAAUUGAAAGAAAAAUAUUAAAUUAUAUUUUGCAUAAAGAAAAUGAAACUUUAUAGUACAAUUAGCCUCUUAGUUUUUUGCAUUAUGACAUUUAUUUAAUAAAUGUUAGAUUUUAAAAAGUAAUUUAAUUGGUUAUGUAUAAUUAAGUAACAUUUAUUGUUCUAAAUUAAUUAUUAUAUUGCAUUAUUAAAAUAAUACACACAAUAAUAUUUUUGUUUUAUUUAUUUAUAUAUAAAAUCGUUUAUUUUAUUUUUUUAUUUGUGAAAAUAUUUUAUAAAUAUUAAUAUUUAAUUUAAUGUAUUUUCAUUGUUUAAAAUGUGUCAAUAUUUGUAAGUUGAAUUCAUACAGAUUUUAAGUAGAGAAAAAAAUGUCCAGACAAGAUUAUUUUCACUACUGUAUUACAGUUAUGGGAAUUUGAGUGGGAAUUCCCAUUAAAUGUCAUAAUGCAAAUAAUUUCAAUAGUCUUAAAAAAUACAUUUCUUUAUGCAAAAUUGUAUUUUUCUUUGAAUGUUUUGGGUGAAAUGUGAGAUGUCUGUGUGUUUGUUAGAUACACACAAAUGUUUCAGGGGAGCAGAGGAGAAUGCUGAUAAACUGAUAUUUCAAAGCAUGAUGGAAUGCACUUUUAAACAAAUCAAAUACACUUUGUAGUUGCUAAUAUUUAUUUAUUUAUUUGACCCCCGUUAAUUUUAAUUUUUUUUCUCCCAAAUAGAGCAUUUGUGUAGGGCUGUGCUGAUUCUGAGCUGGGCCUCAGUGUGAGUAACAGCCGUACAUUACUUACAUUCACAUAUAAGUCAGCAAUGCUGAGCUUUCUGCCAAUGUAAAUGAAGAUGCAUUAUUCCUAUUAUAGCAUUAGUGCUAUAGUCAUUAAUUACAGGGUUUUUUUUUUCAUUAUAUAAAGGAGAUACAGCUUUUCUAACAUUAUAGCCCCUGCAUGGUGACAUAGAGUUAAUAGAAAGAUAUUCGCUUGGAGACUUUGUUUAAACAAAAAAAAUUGUUUAGAUUUUUUCAGUAACAUUUGAUUAAGAGAAAAUGCUUAGAUAUAAACUCAUAGAAGCAACUUGGCUGACUUUUGAGUCUGAGAUUUAGCUUAAUAUUUAUUUUUAUUAUACCACUACUACUUCUCAGACAUUCCUUUUGAUGGAGUUUUGAUGGAUGUUUUCCAGAGGACCUCAUCUUAAAAUAAUUCUUGACACAGAUACUGUUUUGGGACUGUUUGACUGCAAUGAUUCUAAGAAGAGAGGUUGUUAGAUGAAAUGUGGAACAGCUCAUUUGGUUUAAAGGAAACAAUGUUAAACUACAAACUUAACUUUGCCCAGACUAGUUAGUUUCUGUUACACCGUGACCUAUUUAAAAAACAGACAAAACAAAAAAAAAAACGCCCUGUCAUAGUUUCACUCAAUGAUUCUUUUGUACGCACAAGCCUAUUAUUUGAACGUUUGCUUUUUUUGAAACUCCUUAAGAUGAACAUUUGUUUAGUAGUUUGUGUUUUUACUUCAACACUCCAGGAUGAAUUUCAUGAAACCUGUCAAGAACAUGUCUAAAUCAUAUUUCAUAUAUAUUUUGCGUAAGAAUAAAUGAAACGAUGUUUCACAGCACUGAAAUAUCGAGGAAUAAGAUGUAUUUUAUUCUCAUAUUGUCAGUAAAAAAAUCUAAAUGGCGUAGAGAAUGUUGAAUUUUUCUUUAAGUAAUUUUUAUUUUGAGAUGCUGAAAUAUGAUCUUGUACAUUUUCACGUUCAUGAGAUUCAUCCAUCUAAAUUCUGCAGGCAUGCUGUUUUGUGUGUGUUUUUUAAUACAGACUGAUUGUAUAUUUAUCAGCUAACGUUCUGUUACUGUUCCACAAGUUAGAAUCUUUCCAUAGAAAAGCGUCUCCAUCUGUCUUAAUGCUGGUUUGUGUUGUGUUGGGGGUCUCGUGACGCCUCAAGGGAACAUUUUGAUGACAUAUAUAUAUAUAGUAUCUUUCGGUUUCUCAUGUUAUUGAAGUGUAGAUUUCAGUAUUUAUUUUAAAAUAUUUGUAAUAUGGUUUAUUAGUUUUUACGUUCAGUUAAGUCGAUGAAGAAUGCACUUUGAUGCCUUGAACUCCAAGCGUUCAGAAGAGCAGACUGAAGUAUGCAAGCAUUUUCCUGUGAAAACAAGCCUUCAUGGCCUCGUGUGUCAUUGUCAAGCUCAAGUAGUCGUUGAUUUUGCCAGUAUACUCUCAUUUUUUGCAUGUAUACGGUGUGUUAAUGUUCAGCACAUUAGAAGAAACUGUUAACCUACAGUGAAACUCUUACCUGAUACUUAAGUGUUGUCAUGCGACCAUCUUAUAGCUGCAAAAUGGGAAUUUUUGUGAGUCUAUUAGUGUUUUUUUUCCUUUUGUUAUGACAAAAACACCACUGCUUAAAGAAAAACGCUAUUCCAAACAUACAAAAUGUGUUAGAUGAUUUUGUGCUAUGCUGACACUGACACACAAAUCAUCAUAAUGAAUAUCGAUCUAUUGACAUUCCAUCUGAAGUACAUACAAAAGAAGAACAAUAAAGAUAUCUUCCUGUACUACCAUGAAUA